This is a messenger RNA of Entrophospora sp. SA101, 345 nucleotides long. NCBI's taxonomy places the organism in Eukaryota, Fungi, Glomeromycota, Glomeromycetes, Entrophosporales, Entrophosporaceae. The record is from the annotation of a GenBank genome assembly.
AUGAGGCCAAAUAUCAAAAUAAUAGAAGUAAGAGGAGAUGCUAAAAAUGUAAAUUUGGAAGAACCAACUGAUGAGACUUUAAAACAACUCAGCAGCAAUCAAGAGUUCAUAAGUAAAUUGAAAACUGUAUGUGAUUUAAAUCAUGUGAGAUUUAUUGAUGUUAAAAUGAGUCUUGGAGGUCUCUACCAUACCACUAGCAAAGGCAUGCAUCAUUAUAAUGACCAUUUUACUAUUAAAUUAACAUUUGGUACAGGAUGGAUAUUAAAUACAAAUAUUAACCUUGUUUAUUCUCAUCUAGGAGUUCAUGGUCAUGAUAAUGAAGUGGUUAUAUACUACAAUGAGUAA